CAUUAACUGAAAAGUUGGCUUUGCCCAACUUCCAAAAUAUUUGCCUGAGUUACUGACAUAAUGCAAUUUACUGCCCUGAUUUUUCUUUAUUGUUGAUUUCUGUUUAGAGCUCUAUAUCCCUCUAGUCAGUAUGAAGCUGCUAUACGUUGCAAUCUUCACCAUUCAACUAUUAUGUGUAGAUGCAGAAUCAGAACCUGUAAUUGAGCCCGAGAUAAGUGUACUCUCUCCACCGUACCCCAUUGACUGUAAUAAUCCAGAGGUUCUCGUUGCUGCAGAUUUCACGCUCCGUAAAUUCAAUGCUGAGCAGAAAAGUGGCCAUCAAUAUGCUCUUGACCAAGUCCAACAAGCUGAGGCACAGGGAUUACGUGGAAGACGUUAUUUUAUCAAAUUUUCAAUUCAAGAAACCGAUUGCUCUGUUGGCAAUGCGAAAAUCUGGAAAGACUGCAGCUACAAAGCCCAAGAAAACGCUGCUACAGGUCACUGUGUGUCAAAUGUGUACAUCCAUAAAACCGACAGAAUAGUUGAUGUGGCUGAAUAUAAUUGCUCCAUCGAUUCAGAUCAUCACACACCGAUUGUACCAAAACGUGGAUUCUGCGUUGGAUGUCCAAUAGAUUUGCCAACUGACCACCACAAAUUAAAUGAAACAAUUGCACUUGCUAUUGCAAAGUUUAACAAUGAGAGCAAUCAUACAAACUACUUUCAGCGUGACCACGUUUUCAAGUUCACUAGUCAGGUGGUAGCUGGAAUUAUUUAUGCAUUGAAGUUCUCAAUCCAGGAAACUGAAUGCAGCAAGGAGGAUUCCGAUGAUCUUCCUCCUGAUUGUGAUGCAAAGGCUGAUGGCAUAAAACUAUACUGUAAGUCGCAAGUGUAUAUCAAGCAUUGGUUGAAUUUUAUGAAUGUAUUCGUGGAUUGUAAUGUUAGCAAGUUGGAGAUUAUAGCAUUUGCGGCUCCUCGAUAUGUAGGUUGGGGGCCAUUUAGCAUGCCACAGCCCCUUCGAUCACAUAUUGAUGGAAAUGACGCACAUCCAGAAAAACUCACCACUGCUGAACAAGCUCUUGCAGACAGCCUGGAUUCCCCUAAAUGCCCAGGAAAACCCUGGAGAGUCUUGCGACAGAAUAUAUCUGCACCUUCCUUAGCUGAAAAAUACCCUGACAACAACAACACUGUGCCAACAGCAUUUAGUGACCUUGAUUUACUGGACUUUUAGUCAGUAAAAGUCUCCUACUGCUUCUGGAUUUGCAUUGAUCCAAAAAUAAUGAAAUAAAUAUUGUAAUAAAGUUUAUUGUUGUAAAUUAAAGUCCUUUGUUCCUGUCAAUUCUACUCUUCUUACAGAAUACAUUUUUAUCUAUGGAGUCUAUGAAAAGACAUAAAGUUGAGGUCUCUAAUGGCUCUUGCAGGUCGUCAUGGCUCUGACAGCUUUGUAAGUUUAAAUAAUUUCACAGAAAAUUAUUAAAGGAUAAAAGUAAGAAAUGUUCAUUAUUCACCAAGUCAAAUAAAGAGAUUUGUUGACAAUGAGAA
This is a messenger RNA of Chiloscyllium plagiosum (whitespotted bambooshark), 1518 nucleotides long. RefSeq names its product kininogen-like. NCBI's taxonomy places the organism in Eukaryota, Metazoa, Chordata, Chondrichthyes, Orectolobiformes, Hemiscylliidae. Gene Ontology annotation, biological process: negative regulation of blood coagulation; positive regulation of cytosolic calcium ion concentration; negative regulation of endopeptidase activity. The record is from RefSeq and is a predicted model, not a curated record. Gene Ontology annotation, cellular component: extracellular region; blood microparticle. Gene Ontology annotation, molecular function: cysteine-type endopeptidase inhibitor activity.